This is a messenger RNA of Coregonus clupeaformis (lake whitefish), 2283 nucleotides long. RefSeq names its product amphoterin-induced protein 1-like. NCBI's taxonomy places the organism in Eukaryota, Metazoa, Chordata, Actinopteri, Salmoniformes, Salmonidae. The coding region runs from base 295 to 1839 and encodes 514 amino acids. Gene Ontology annotation, biological process: brain development. Gene Ontology annotation, molecular function: protein binding. The record is from RefSeq and is a predicted model, not a curated record. The transcript is spliced from 5 exons.
GGAAGGAUUUCUCCCCUCUGUCUCCCUGCAUCUCGUUUGUUGUCCUUACAUUGGAGGGACGGACUAUCACUGUAGGGACUAAAACGAGGUGCAAAUUAUGAACCGACGUGUCUGAUUUGGUAGCAGAUGGAUUUAAUUUCAGGGAAUGGCUGAGGAUGGUUGAAUCUGAUCUGACGUGAAGAACUCAAGUAAGCAAUGCCUGGGGAUUCCACCAGCUGCUGCUCCAUGCGGUUUAGAAAGAGACCCAUAAUACAGGAAGUUCUGCUCCUUUAAUAACACUGACCGUUUGCUAGCAUGUUGCCUCCACGCAGAGCAGGCGCCCUGCCGGAGCCCUCCCCCUCCGCCUCUCCCUCUCCCAGCCUGAGGAGGGUCCAUGUUCGAUGGGCCUCGUACCUCUCCCUCUCCCUGGCCCUCCUCUGGUUCCCUUCUGGAGAACUAGCCUCAACCCUCAACUGCCACAAGACCUGCAUCUGUGCCAGUAACAUCCUGAGCUGUUCCAAGAUGAACCUGACCACGGUGCCCACUGGCCUGCCUCUCUACACGGCCGUCCUGGACCUCAGCUACAACCAGAUCUCCCGGCUGAGGGCUGAGUGGACCACGGUGAAACUCACCAAACUCCGCAACCUCUUGCUCAGUCACAACGGCCUUCACUUCCUCUCCACCGAGGCCUUCCUCUACGUGAAACACCUGUGCUACCUGGACCUGUCCUCCAACAACCUGCGACAGCUGGACGAGUUCAUCUUCGAGCCGCUGGGGCAGCUGGAGGUGCUGUUGCUGUACAACAACCGUAUCUCUCAGAUCGACCGCUCGGCUUUCCAAGGCCUCCACAGCCUGCAGAAACUCUACCUGUCCCAGAACAUGAUCUCACGCUUCCCCCUGGAACUGGUCAAAGACAAGACCAGCCUGGAGAGACUCAGCCUGAUGGACGUCUCCUCCAACAGGAUCAAGGCCCCUCCCAUCGAGGAGCUGCAGGUGCUGCCUGCCUGGAUAAAGAACGGCCUCUACUUCCACAACAACCCUCUGAUCUGUGGCUGUGGUCUUUAUAGUCUCCUGGCCCAUUGGCACAUCCGCCGGCUCAACUCAGCUCUGGACUUUAAAGACGAGCACACCUGCUAUCUCCCCGGGCCCCAGAAAGGCAGGGUGGGCGUGUUGGAUCUGAACAACAGAGACCAUAUGAACUGUAGCACGUUCCGCGAGGCGGACGAGGAGGCUUGGCUGGAACAGACGCUGAUCCUGCGCUGUGAUACCAAACACAGGGACCUGUCUAAGACCUGGGUGACGCCUGGUAAUGUGGUGGUGACAGAGGGGGCGAAUCAGACAGCCAAGGUGCUUCCUGACGGCAGUCUCCAGAUCAGCCCUGUGAAGCUGGAGGAUUCUGGGACGUAUACGUGCUACGCUGUGAGCGAAGCCCUCAACGAGACGUUCUACGUGAUGGUCAAGGUGCAUAACUUCACGGAGAAGGGAAACGGCGAAGCCCUGAACACGGCCUACACCACGCUGGUGGGCUGCCUGAGCAGCGUGGUCCUAGUGCUCAUCUACCUGUACCUGACCCCCUGUCGAUGCUUCUGCUGCCCCAAGAACAACCACCAGGACUCCAUCCACUCCUCCAUGCUCAGCGCCGCGCCCAGCCAUGAGGACCUGGCCAACAACACUGACCCAAGGCACGUGGCCUUCAUCGACCCCAAGGAGCUGGGACAGGGGCUGAACGGGAAGGUGAACCCCAGCGAUGGAGAAGGGGACCAGGGAGAGAUGGAUGAGGAGGGAGGGUUACUGAGGAAGGGAAGGAGGAAGAAGUCUGUGGCUGAGUCUAUUUGUUCAGUCUUCUCUGACACCCCAUAGUGGUCUGAGAUGGUACGGACCGGAGAUCUAGGUGUACGCUGUGACGUGAUUAGAUGGAUCAGUGAAGUACGUGGUGUUAUUGGAUGAAACUGUGAAUACUUCCUGAAGGUGGGAACUUGGACAAAAAGCCAAUCACAGUUCACCAAACUGACCAAUCAGAAGCUUCAGGAGAGUGUUAAACACAUUGCCUUGGUAUCAACAAGGACAAUUAACAAUAGACAGGACCGUUCCAGCAUUGAAUUUGUAGCACUUAAAUAUACAUAAAUACUGUGAAAGCCUGACAGCGGAGUGUAAGAGGACACUAUUCCUUCCUGUGAUGUAGUAACUGUGUAAGAAGAUAUCAUGUUGGACAGUAUCAGUACUCAGGAAGACAUUGAUUGGUGGAGAACAGAAAAUAUGAGACGUGCGCCAUUUUAAACAUUUAAAUAAAGUAUAUGAGCCUUG